Helianthus annuus (common sunflower) is the source of this 906-nucleotide messenger RNA. RefSeq lists its product as uncharacterized. Lineage: Eukaryota; Viridiplantae; Streptophyta; Magnoliopsida; Asterales; Asteraceae. The transcript is spliced from 4 exons. The coding region runs from base 1 to 855 and encodes 284 amino acids. The record is from RefSeq and is a predicted model, not a curated record.
AUGGAGUACUAUAAGUUGUUGAGUCGGAGGGAGGAAGAAGCUGCACAGAUGCGGGCUGAGGCGGAGAAGUUGGUUAGAGCUGCUCGGGCAGAAUUGGAAAAAACACUUUCCAAUGAGCGCAAGACAUGGAAAGAAUCUUGGGCUAAACAGAAUGAAAAUCUGUUUCGUGCUCACCAGGAGUUGGCCAAUCUGAAGGCAGCAAAUGCUGCUUUGACCAAAGAGAAGGCUGCGGCCGAGGCGGCUGCAGGCAGGGUUAAGGAGGAUGAGGCCUGUAACGCGAAGGCUCUUGAAGAGGCCAAGAAGGCGGGGGCUCGUUUUGCCAAUGCCCUUAAUGAAGCGAAUGCUGACCGCACUCGCUUAAACCAGACCGUUGUGAGCCUACAGGCUGAGGUUCAGACUCGUGAGGCCAAGCUUGCAGACAUUACUGCCCGAGUGACUGUAGCGGAAGAGCGGGCUAACGAGGUUGUCGAGGCCAGGGACGCCCUAACCUCGUCGUUUAACCAGCUUGAGGCUGACCGUGAGUGGAUGCGGAGUCACGGUAUUGCACAUAUUGUUAAAGCUAUUAUGGACGCGCCUGAGACCACAAUUGGUAUAGACUUGAUUAAGCAGCGUGCCCGUGAUGCUGGUUUUAAAGCUGGUUAUAACCGUUGUAUCGGCCAUAUAAACGUUUUGUCUCAAGGCGGUUACACUAAUGAACGAUCCGGGUUUCGUGAUGUGGACACCGAAGCGCUUCUUGAGGCGGCCGUUGCAUCAUUUUAUGACAUGUCUUUCUCUUCUGUUGAGAAGCUUGAUGAAUGCUUAGAUGCAGUGGACUAUGUAGACCGGUUGCGGAUGCUAUAUACCGACGCGGAAUAGGAAAAUACUGCUGAUGGCGGCCAAGAUGGCGCGGGUACCAGUGGUAUAAAA